Archocentrus centrarchus (flier cichlid) is the source of this 6760-nucleotide messenger RNA. RefSeq names its product inactive dipeptidyl peptidase 10-like. NCBI's taxonomy places the organism in Eukaryota, Metazoa, Chordata, Actinopteri, Cichliformes, Cichlidae. The transcript is spliced from 27 exons. Gene Ontology annotation, cellular component: plasma membrane; voltage-gated potassium channel complex. The record is from RefSeq and is a predicted model, not a curated record. Gene Ontology annotation, molecular function: serine-type peptidase activity; potassium channel regulator activity. The coding region runs from base 44 to 2407 and encodes 787 amino acids. Gene Ontology annotation, biological process: proteolysis; regulation of potassium ion transmembrane transport.
GCGCUGCAUUCAGGCUGAGAGACGAGACUGAAGCUCCGCUGCGAUGACGGCCACCACCAAGAAGAAGCCCAAAGAGUCUCAGCAGGAUGAGGAGUUUGUGGAUGUGAGCCCUCCGCAGAGAAACUGGAAGGGCAUUGCCAUCUCUUUGCUGGUGAUCGUGGUGGUCUGCUCGCUCAUCACCAUGUCUGUAGUCGUCCUCACACCCGCUGAGCUUCCGGGCAGCAGCAAGUCCAGGCUGACUGUGGCAGAUCUGUACAAACCCGAGUUCAGCGCUCACAACCCAGAGGCCAAGUGGAUUAGCGAUUCGGAGGUGGUCUACAGGAACCGAGACGGCGACGUCAUCAAGUUUGACUUUGCCCUGAAUGAGACAGAAGUUCUCCUCAGCCACAGCAUAUUUGUGUCUUUCAAAGUGGCAAAGUACUCCCUGUCUGCAGAUCUGAAGUACGUGCUCUUUGCCUACGACGUCAAACCGAUGUACAGAUAUUCAUACACCGCCUCUUAUAUCGUCUACAACAUCUACACGCGGGAGGUAUUGGAGCUAAAUCCUCCUGAGGUUCACAACGCUGUGCUCCAACACGCAGCCUGGGGACGACAAGGACAGCAGCUGAUCUACAUCUUUGAGAAUAACAUCUACUACCAGUCGGAUGUGAGGAGUAACUCUCUGAGAAUCACCUCCUCUGGGAUGGAAGGAGUCAUUUUUAACGGGCUCACCGACUGGCUGUACGAAGAGGAGAUUCUGCAUUCAUAUUUGGCUCACUGGUGGUCUCCUGAUGGAGAGCGACUGGCCUUCCUCACCAUCAACGACACACUGGUACCCAACAUGGUUCUUCCCCAGUUCACCGGCAGCACCUACCCCCGGGGCCUGCAGUACCCAUAUCCAAUGGCCGGUCACAUAAAUCCUACAGUCAAGCUGUCGGUGGUCAACCUGGUCGGUGCGCCGCACACUCAGGAGCUGCAGCCUCCCGAUCAGCUCGCACUCAGGGAUUUCUAUGUCACCAUGGUGAAGUGGAUCAGUAAUACUCACCUCGCCGUGCGGUGGCUCAAUCGGCCGCAAAACGCUUCUCUGCUGACGGUGUGUGAUGCAACAAUAGGAGUCUGUCUUCAGAGACAUGAGGAGUCUUCGGAGAUGUGGCUUUCCAGACAGGGACAGGAGCCGCUGUUCUCCGAGGACAGGAGCAGGUUUUUCCUCACGCUGCCCGUGAAGCAAGGAGGCCAGGGAGACUUCCACCACAUCACAAUGUUCACCAAGAAGUUACGAAGCAACCAGGACGAAGUUCGCCACUUGACCUCAGGGGACUGGGAGGUGACAAAAAUCGUGGCAUACGAUGAAAACAACCAGACAGUAUACUUUCUGAGCACAGAGGACGCAGCAAAGCAGAGACAUUUAUACAGCGUGUCAACCGUCGGCUUGUUUCCGCGGCGAUGCCUCACCUGUGGACUGAGGGAGGAGUGCACUUUCUUCGAUGCUGACAUCAGCCCCGAUGCGAAGCACGCCAUCCUGCACUGUCAAGGUCCCGGAGUUCCAGCUGUGCUGCUUCUCAGUUUCGCCGACACGGACUCAUAUUUCGUCCUGGAGAACAACCUCCCCCUACGCUCUGCGCUGGAGACUAAAAGGAUGAUUCAGACGGAUAUCCGGAUGAUCACUAAUGACAAAUUUGAGCUGCCUUUGAAGCUCAUCUAUCCUCCUGACUUCUCUGAGUCCUUCAUCUAUGGCCUCCUCCUUAUUGUCGGCAGCUCUCCAGGCAUCCAGACGGUGACGGAGGAGUUCAGGUUGGGCUGGGACUGGGUGCUGGCGGGAUCGGAGCAGGUCAUCGUGGCGUGGCUCGACGGCAGGGGAUCAGGGUUCAGAGGUCAAAGUGUUUUACAGCAGAGGCUCGGCACAGUGGACGUAGAGGACCAGAUAGCAGCUCUGGAGUACCUGGUGUCGCGGCCGUUCAUCGAUCCCGCUCGUGUCGGAGUCUUCGGAGAGCAGGGCUACGGCGGCUACAUCACGCUGAUGAUGCUGAAGUCGACGGAGAAGCUGAUCAGCUGCGCGGCGGCUCAGGCUCCCAUCACUGACUGGACCAUGUACGCCUCGGCCUUCUCAGAAAGAUACUUCGGCUCGCCUUCGACUGAGGAGAGCAGAUACCAAGCUUCCAAAGUGCUGCCCAGCAUGAAAGAUCUUCAGGGAGGAACUCUAUUUCUGGUCCACGGUACUGCUGAUGCCAACGUUCACUUCCAGCACUCGGCCGAGCUCAUCAAGCACUUAAUAAAGAUUGGAGCCAACUACACUAUGCAGAUCUACCCAGAUGAAGGCCACUUCCUGUCAAGGCGCAGCCAGAUUCAGCUGACUCACUCCCUAAUUGGAUAUUUCAGAGGAUGCCUGCUUGAUGCAUCAUUGUUACUCAACCAACGGGACGACGAGUGAGAGGGAACGGGCUCGUUACUGUUUCCGAAUGCGCGUGUGUGCCCCCAAUAGUUCGAAUGUGUGUGUCUGUGUUUUAUACUUGUAGCACAAUGUUUGAUGGACAGAAAAAGCUUCUUCUUGACAUAUCAGACUAGUCUGUGUCGCUCGUCACCUCAGUAGAAAUAAGCUUCAGUUUUCACCUGUUAUCUUAGAGGUUGUCAGUGCCUGUGUGGGGAUUUAUUGCCUCUGUUUUUCCUGGCAGCGCAAAAAAGAGGAAAUUUAACCAUAUUUGAGAGAAGCGAGCGUACCUGUUCAAACUUCAAACAGACAACUGAGAGAUCACGCUGGGCUCAUUCAUCACAGCCAAAAUUGAAUCAAACCAAAUGAUUAAGGUUUAGAUUACGUUGUUAAAAAUGGGUCAAAUUGAGCAUUCUUAUCGUUUUUUUAUCUCUGAAACUUUGAUGCCUGGAAUUUAACGGAUGUUGUACAAGGUGUGAUCGAGAAGUUCCUCUAUCCUAAAAACAUACAAACCAUACCUGAUAUAAAUGUGGACAGUCUCCCCUUCAAGGAUAUCUCCUUGUGCAACUCUGCAUGCUGCUGCUGUUUUUAAAAGAACUGGUGCUGGAAAGAAGCAGGCCAAAAGGUCAUUUGUUCCCCACUUUAUGUUCCUGCCCUGUAAUCUUUACAUGGUAUUAAGACAUUAUUGAAAACAUUAGACGAAGCAGGCAAACCUUGUAGUCUGCAAACUGUACUGUGGCAGCGCAUAUGUUCUCCCUUUUACUACCACAGGGGUCAAGGCAAACAGUGACCCCUGUGUUAGGAGAUUACCUUUAACUACCACAGGGGGUGACCCCUGUGGUAGCAGAAGGGUUAAUGGGGAAUUAAUGCUAUUUUAAUGCUUAAAUAUAAUUUCAUUGUUAUCCAUUAGUUUUUUAUAAAAAAGCUGAAAAAUCUAAUCAAUAAUAAUAAUAUAAUUUUCAAUUUUAAACAUGUUUUUGACAGAUUUCUAAAAUAUUUUGUGUUUUCUUGUUUUUAUUAGACAGUUAAUGCUUUGUUAGCUGAGACAUCUGAGAGAAGAACAUUUGUGACCCAGCAUGAUGAAACCAGGCUGAAGUCCAGAUUUUUCAUUUUUUUAAAUAUUAUUUUUUAAUAUUUCCUAAAAUUUCAGAACUUCUAAAUUAGCAUGCAAAGACAGAUUUCAUUGAUCCGUCUGUGUUUAUUUUCUAUGAAUUUUUAACUCAAAGUGUCCAUCAUAUGAAUUAUUCUGGUGAUGCAGAUAGAUAAAUACUCACUUGUACCAUGUUUAUAAGUGAUUGAACCUCUGAUAAAAAUUCCACUAGGUUUACAAGAAACUGUCAAUCGCAAUCCACACAGUCUUAUCAUAGUUAGACACAGUGUUGAGAGACAUUUGCAGACAGUGAAGUUAAGACGACAAACACUGGAGCGUCUGGUUGCUCCUGAUUGUCAUUGCUGGGCUGUUUUUGUGCAGCUGGGAUCCUCUCUUUGGUCGGCUUUUCUUGUGCUGCAUCACAUUUGUUAAAAGCCACCACCACUGCUGUGUUGCUGUGUUGAAUCCCAUUUUAUGCAGCCACAGCUGGAGGCUUUUUUUUUUUCCUCUUUAGUUGCACUAAUAUGAACUUUCACCAACCAAAUUUGUCCCCAAAUGAAACUUAAAAUAAAACUAAAGUUUUGACACACGUGCAGCAGUGUGUUUGGUUUUAAAUGUGAUAUGCAAAGAGCUGAUAAAAAUGAAAGACACCGUAAUGUGGGUCUGACUUGACAUCUUAACAUGCUUCACUACAAGGAAUGCCAAUGCCAGAAAUUAAGGUGCCAACCCUCUAAUUAGUGGGCAGUAAUCUCCUGUACCUCCUGAUCCACAGAUGGAUGUGAUUUGGAUGUUUUGAUCAGGUGUAACAGAGGUUUUUCUGGCUCUUCAUGAGCCUUUGGGGACUGACUGCAAACAAAAACAUGAGUCCAUGCCACCGGGCAAAUGGACAUUUUAUGAAAAAUGUAUUUUAGCUUGAGUAAAUGUAACCCCACUUUAACGAAGUGGUUACUAAAAUAUUAGCAUAAUAAUCCUGGUGAUUUCCUUUGGGAAGCAGCCAAAGUUUUUUAUAUGCAGAAAAACACUUAUUUUUUUUACCCCCAGUAUAUUCCUGAUCAGUAGUAGAGGUGGAGGUUUGCUGAGACAGUGUCUCGGUAAGAUAAAUAGAUAUGCUGAAUACAGCUGCAGGGAAAACAAAAUUACUGCGAUCAUGUGCAACAGAGUUGCAGUUUUGUUGCCUUUGAAAUGGUUGCUUCGAAGGUCUGCGACCACUCAGUCAGUCGCUGCCUUCAACGAGACUUUGGUUUGUCAAAAUGGUGAUAAAGCGGCAAUAAAAUGCAGUCAGUCUGCUAUCAGCUUGUGACUGAAUGGGGUCAAGUCAGCAAUUACAUGCAGUCUGUAAUAAUACAGCAGUUAACUGUAAAUUCACAUUACUUACACUCAGAGUCCAGCCAGAGCCUCAUAGAUUUGAAACAGAAUUGCUGAUGUCAAUUUAAAUACAAAACGUUAUCGGCACUCAGCAGCAUUGCUGUUAUGUAACACUAUAGCCAAAUGCAACCAGUUGGCAGUUAGUUGAGUUGAGUCCCCCUAUUGCAAAAGAGACAUGUUGCAGAUUGAUUGCAACAUGUUGACAGUUUGUCUGUGUUUAUGAAUUAGAUGGCAGUUAUUUGCAAAUCUUGGCCAAGAUGUCUGAGUCAGCCCAUGGAGAGCACUGCGAGGUUGGCGUCCUGUUUUUACUCAGUGUAUCUGAGUACAUUACAUUUUUUAUGCUUACAUUUCAGACCUUCCUUUGACCAAAUUUUACACAUAACAGUAACAGAUGGGACAGAGCACCAUAGUUUUUACAUGAGAAGCCACAAAAGGACUCAAACCCACAAUGUUUUGAUGCAAAGUCAGAUGCCUUAUUCAUUAGGCCACAUAGGACAAAGUAGGCUUACUUCUGGUAUGGUUUGUAAGGAUGGGGCUUUUUGAUCACACCUUGUAUCAACUGUCGAUUUUUGAGUUUUGUGGUAAUUACACCAAUCUGAUUUGUCAGAUUUAAAAUUGCAGAUGUUAAGAAGUUAAAAAAUGCAGAAAAACAUCAGUUUUAGAGAUGAAGUCAUGACAAAACCUGAAUUCGAGGACAUUUUCAGGUCAUAUUGUUACCUUCUUAUCCCUUUUUUAUGCAUUUCACACUUCCCCGGGGAUUUGUGAUGCUAUUGUGUGGAGUAUUUUUGUGGGGGCAGCUUACAAGGUUUGCUGAGCCGUUCAGCUCAUAGAUAGCAAUAGUGCUAAACAGAUGUACAAUACUUACUGGAUCUUUUUUUGUCCUUACAGAGACUUAUUUAUUUAUUUAUUACAUCUAAAAGUAGAUAUUUACUUUUUCACACCAGUUGAUUUGGUGUUUUUUGUCAGUAUAUGUAUGCAGGAGUUUAAUAAGCCCAUUCCCUAGCUACUCAUAGUUCGGCCUGUACUACAUUUUGGGACACAGCCCCUUCAGAGAGUGUAAAUUUUCUCAUGGGAAACAAACUUGCAGCAAGUCUCUUGCAGGUUAAAUGGUGACACAUAACUUAUAAUGUAUAUUUUAUGCUGUAGUUUCUUUUUUAGAGAGCUGCAGGCUGUUAUGCUUUUGUAUAUUUAUGUAUAUGGUCCAGAAAUUGGUUUUAAAUCACCUUUAAUUCCUUAGGUGACUGAAGGACUCACUGUAUUUGGUAAUAGUACUGAUUUCCUGCUGUUCUCCAACUUAAGUGUGUGCAUUUUCAGCUGCUUCAAGUCUUUUUUUCUCUCUUUCUUUUGUAAAUACAUCCUGGUUGUAGUGUUAUUCAGAAAGCACUGCAAUAAAAGCAUAAUAAAUGUUAUGCCAAUACGGCGCCCGAGAGCUCUCCUCGCUGUGAUUACGGCUCUGAAAGCGAUUCCCACAAUUACCGCUCGGCCGCUCACAAGAGCCAUCGAUCACAGAGAUGAGCGUCCUCGGUGAGGUUCAUCUCCACACGAGGAUAAAAACAGUUACAGGAGUCGGCGUGCAUCGGAGUAAAAAUCCCCCCAACGCGUGGCUUGCAGGUAGUUGCCAUGACAACUGUUUUGGUAGCCCAGGAUACGGCCACUCUCAUAAGUCAUUUAGAGACUUUGCAUCGUAGAGCGAGCAGAUGCUGAUGGAACAUCCUCAAAGCCAUAUGUAUCUGUACUUUGUAAAACAUGGAGUCCAGUUUAAAGAGUGAGUGUGUGAGGCGGGGGUUCUGUUUAGGGUUUGUACGGUGACUCAAGCUGGAUUUUGUUCUGGGGGUGGGGGGUGGCAUUGUGGAUAUGGGAUGAGUUACAAGAAGCUUAUUGUAUAUUUUUGGCUGUUUUAA